AACUCGAAGAAUGUCAGAAAUGGCGAAAUGAAGGGAUCAUCUAUGAACGGAAAAAAAAGGGAUCAUCUAUGAACGGAAACAAAUCUGAGUUUACCGUUGGAUUUGGUGGGGUGUAGAAAAACAAUGAAGGUUCUAGCUAAUGGUUGAGCAUGUACACGUGUCGAUUCCUCAGAUGCUCUGCCUUUUCGCAAUUCUGCAUAUAAAAAAAGAGCGCGUUUGUAGUUUUCUUGCCAAGACGUAGAAGUAUCCGGUGUUUCUAGGGUUUUCUCGCUUUCUCUCGGAUUUACUCAGAGAUAAAGGAAGGAUUCGACAUGGCCAAUCCAUUCGAUAGAUUCAGGAGCUCUGGUGGGUUCGGAGCAGCUAGGCGUAGUUUGUUUGGAGGACAUGACCCAUUUGAUGACCCCUUCUUUUCUCGGCCAUUUGAGGAUUUGCUCGAGCUCAACUCCUCCAGUUCAGGUGCACUCAGUAUUGCAGAAAAGAACACUGGUGGAAAGGGAGUAACAAUUGAAGAACUGUUAUCUGAUGAAGAAGCAGAUGAUGGCAAAGAUACCGGGAAUGAGGAGCAUUCUGAUUCAGGGAAACAGCCUUCUGUUGAACACCCAGAAGAUGAUGCUGAUGAAGAAAUGAAGAUUCAGGAUAUGAACCAAAGGAGCGACUUCAAUAGAACAGAUGGUACACGGUCCAAAGCUCACACACUCAGAUACCACACCUGUAAGGUCAUGUACGGUGGUGUAGAUGGUACCUACUAUACUUCAACUCGAACUAGAAGAGCAGAUAAUGAUGGAACGGUGAUUGAGGAAAGCAAAGAAGCAGAUAAGGCAACAGGUGAAGCAGAACAUAGAAUCUCCAGAGGAAUCCAUGACAAGGGUCGCUCAGUUACAAGGAGGCUUAACUCCGAUGGUAGAGUGGACACGACACAAACCCUCCACAACCUGAACGAAGAUGAGCUGAGUGGAUUUGAAGAAGCAUGGAAAGACAAUUUCAGAGGCCAUUUCCCUGGCUGGACCGACGAAUUCAGCGCAGGUUCCGACCGAGAGAGAGGGUGGCUGCUUCCGUAUAUGGACGAAAGAAGAGCCGGUCCGAGUCCCUCUGGUUCAGGAGCCAAGAAGGUAGUUCGGAUCAACAUAGAUUGAGUAUUUUCACUUUGUUGCUUGUCGAAACAUUAAGAACAGGAUACGGACUUCGCAUCUUUCCACUGUGAAGAGACAAAGUUAUUACGGGCAUAAAACCAAAAAAAAAAAAAAAGUUAUUACGGGCAUGCAUUGUAAUGAAAUAAAAGCGGGCAACCUAUAUGUGUAUUUGCGUGUUCGAAUAUUAGAAACGA
Molecule: messenger RNA, 1324 nt
Organism: Tarenaya hassleriana
Lineage: Eukaryota; Viridiplantae; Streptophyta; Magnoliopsida; Brassicales; Cleomaceae
Source: RefSeq, a predicted model, not a curated record